AUGGAGCAACAUCUUCACCAUGCCGGCCUCGGCUCGGUGACGCCCGGCCCGCCCGGCGGCAACGGCGGCGACAGCACGACCUCCAGCACGCCGGUCUCGCAGAGCGGCAAGUCCGCCUUCAUCGAGCUGCAGCACAACAACCUGUACAACCCGGCGAGCCUGCGGAGCGGCUACCCGGGCGGCCACAACGUGCCGGGCGCGCACCAGUUCUCGCACCAGGUCGGCUCGCUCGCGGCCCACCAGGCCACCGGGCCCGGCAGCGGCAAUCAGCAGCACGCGGACGCGGGCUUCCCCAGUCCCCGCUCGCUCGCCGGAUAUCCGUUCGCGCCCAUGCACCAGCACAACGCCUACGGAUAUCACAUCGGGACGUACCCCCAGUGCCCCUCGCCGCCCAAGGACGGUGACGAAAAGUGCAGCGGCAGCCUCGUCGACGAGCUCGGCGGCGGCGGCGGCGGUUCCCUCAGGAACGGCAAGGGCAAGAAGAUGCGGAAACCGAGGACGAUUUACAGCAGCCUGCAAUUGCAGCAGCUCAACAGGCGGUUUCAGAGGACGCAGUACCUCGCGCUACCGGAAAGAGCGGAGCUCGCGGCCAGCCUCGGACUCACGCAAACGCAGGUGAAAAUCUGGUUCCAAAACAGAAGGAGUAAGUACAAGAAGAUGAUGAAAGCGGCGCAGCAGGGCGGGGGUGGCGGCGGUGGCCAACACGGCAGUCUCCUGGCGGGUGGGACCGCUCUACCUGGAGGACCAUCCCCUCAACCCGGUCAACCCGGAAGUCUCAUGCAAGGAGGAGGCGGCAGUUCCGUGUCGGGCAGCCCGACGACGGGUUAUCUCGGCGGCAUGGGCGGUGGGGGUGGCGGUCACACCCCCGGGAGCUCGAGCCCCGGAAGCGAGAUGUCGCCUCAGCACAACGAGAGCCCGCCGGCACCCUCCUGGCCGGGUGAGAUGAAGCACCAUCCGCAUCCACACGCGCCGCCCCACUCCCAUCAUCACCCGCACACGGCCGGGCAUCAUCCACCGCCACCGCCACCGCCGCCACAUCACGCGGGUUACAUGCCGCAGUACUCCUGGUACCAGGCGGACCCCAACCCCGGACUACUCACGUAAGUGCUGCUUCUUCCGAUCGGAUCGACGCGUUGUCUUCGAGAGCUAGAUUAGACUAUGAGAUUGAAACCGAUGU
This is a messenger RNA of Vollenhovia emeryi, 1177 nucleotides long. It is a transcript of the gene Dll, whose product is annotated as homeotic protein distal-less. The record is from RefSeq and is a predicted model, not a curated record. Lineage: Eukaryota; Metazoa; Arthropoda; Insecta; Hymenoptera; Formicidae. Gene Ontology annotation, molecular function: RNA polymerase II cis-regulatory region sequence-specific DNA binding; DNA-binding transcription factor activity, RNA polymerase II-specific. The transcript is spliced from 5 exons. The coding region runs from base 1 to 1104 and encodes 367 amino acids. Gene Ontology annotation, biological process: regulation of transcription by RNA polymerase II.